This is a messenger RNA of Carica papaya (papaya), 2258 nucleotides long. The record is from RefSeq and is a predicted model, not a curated record. Lineage: Eukaryota; Viridiplantae; Streptophyta; Magnoliopsida; Brassicales; Caricaceae.
UCUGAGAGUCAAACUGUAAGAUCUGUUCGGAUCCCCAGAAAUAGUAAAUCCAUGGCGCGGCUUCCAAAUGCCCGCCAACAAGAAACACGGUGGCCUGAAAACUCCUCUUCCUUUCUACAAUAUCAUUCCAUGGGUGUAAGUUGGGAGAGAAUCUCUGAAACCACAAUUACUCGUCAGGGGUUUCCACAUCCCCUCGCUAUUUAUUUCUUAGGAUUAUCAAUUCAAAUCUGCAGAGACAAGUUUUCAGAGAAAUGGAAAGACGAUCUGAUACAGAUGAACCGUCUUCUUCUUCUUCUUCUUCUUCUUCUUCUACUCCUCCUCCGUCAAAGAAGCUGCCCGGAGGAUGGAGAUCCAUCAAAUACAUUCUUGGUAGUACCACUUUUUCUGAAAUGCGUACCCAUCAAAUACGUCUUCUUCUUCUUCUUCUUCUCUUGGUUGAAUACAAUUCCUUAUUAUGUUAUGUUUACAGGGAACGAGACCUUCGAGAAAUUGGCUUCUAUGAGUUUGAUAGCCAACAUAGCGGUGUACUUGAAAACCAAAUACAAUAUGGAAGGUGUUUUUUUGGUGAAUGUGGUGUCUAUUUGGUCUGGUUCUUCCAAUGUCACCGCCAUACUUGGAGCUUUGAUUGCUGAUACUUGGUUGGGUAGAUUCCGUACUCUUCUUUUUGGCUCCAUAGCCUCUUUUCUGGGCAUGAUUUUCAUGACCUUCACCGCAGCUAUACCGGACUUGAGACCCCCAACAUGUACAACGCUGCCAAAUUGCACACAGCCUAAUAAUUGGCAGCUGACAUUUCUCUUUGUGGGAAUGUCCUUCUUAGCCAUUGGAGCUGGAGGGAUUAGGCCCUGCAACAUUGCCUUUGGAGCUGAUCAAUUUGACACCACCACCAAGAAGGGAAAAGCUCAGUUAGAGAGCUUCUUCAACUGGUGGUACUUCUCAUUCACUGUUGCCCUUCUCAUAGCUCUAACAGGUGUUGUCUAUAUCCAGACUAAUGUCAGUUGGCCUCUGGGUUUUGCCAUCCCAGCUUCCUGUCUUCUUCUCUCCAUAAUCAUUUUCAUCAUCGGCCACCAUACUUACAUAAUCAUGAAACCUCAGGGUAGUAUUUUUAUUGACAUGGCCAGGGUUAUCACAGCAGCCUGUAGAAAACGAAGGCUAACUACUUCUGGGAACUCACUAUACGAUCCCCCUCUUCAAGAGUUGCCAGGCUUGACCAAAUUGCCUUACACUGAUCGGUUCAAGUGCCUGGAUAAAGCAGCUAUAUUUGCUGAUGAGUCUGAGAUAGAUGGCAAAGGGUUCCCCAAGAAUAAUUGGAGGCUUUGUAGCUUGCAACAAGUGGAAGAACUCAAAAUGUUGAUAGGAAUGGCACCUGUUUGGGUUGCAGGAAUCGGCUUCUUGAUGGCCAUGGACCUGCAAAACUCAAUUGGGAUACUUCAAGCUAUUCAAACCAACAAAAAGAUUGGAUUGUUCAAUGUUCCCCCAGGCUGGAUGGGCCUCUCAUCCAUGAUUACACUUUCUCUAUGGAUCCUACUGUAUGAGCGCAUCUGGGUACCUCAAUCAAGGAAAUUGUCUGGAAAAAACAAGAGAAUGACAAUGAAACAAAGGAUCAAUAUGGGUAUUCUGAUGUCAAUAAUUUGCCCACUUGUGGCUGCAACUGUGGAGAAGAGGCGGCGUGAAUUAGCUUUACGAAAUGGUACCUUCGAGUCACCUAUGAGCAUCACCCUGCUCUUACCACAGUUUGCCUUGUCUGGUCUGCUUGAAGCAUUUGGUGCAGUGGCCCUGAUGGAGUUCUUAGCAACUAAGUUACCAGAAACCAUGAGGACAGUUUCUGGAGCAAUCUUCUUUCUGAGCUUAUCUAUGGCAAGUUACCUCAACUCUGUCUGUGUCAACAUUAUAUUCAAAAUAACCAGCAGGAAAGGAGGCACACCAUGGCUGGGUGGGCAAGACAUUAAUAAGAAUACACUGGAGAAUUUCUAUUACUUUGUUGCAGGACUAGGAUGUCUAAACAUCUUGUACUUCAAUCUAUUUGGACACCAAUAUGUGUCAAACCAAGGCAAAGCAACUGGUCACAGGUCUGUUCCUGAAUCAAGCAAUGAGAAAGAGAAGCUAGAAACAGUUUAGGGACUAAAAGAAAUUAAAUAGACCGAUUGAAUCCCAAUCUUUGUGCUCUGUUUCUGAUGUAGGAAAAUGGGUAUUUAUUAGUAGUACAAAUCUAUGAAAUUGUAAUAUUUGAUUCAUCUAAUUCAGUUCUGUAACGGGGAAAA